AUGGAGAAGCAGCCCGGCGGCGAGGACGAGUGCGUGGACUCGGGAGCGGAGACGGGCGGGUCUGAGUACAGCCGUAUGUCCUCUACCAGCAGUGAACUUUCUGUGGAAGGUAUACAAGACCCAUUCCUUGUUAGUGUACAUAUUAUCACAGACCCGGGUGAAUCCAAGACUCUGCAGCAGGCCAUUGAUAAGCUUCUAGCCUGGAUCCAUCCAGACCUCCAGCUGUUUCGGGUCUCAGAAAGACGAGUUCCCAGGAAGCGCAGGAAGCCGGUCAAGGCUGGUGUUUCUCAGCCAGCCCUUGCUGUCAUUCUGUUCCUGCAGGAGGAGUAUGGAGAAGAACCCAUCUUGCAGCUCCAUGAAACUUUUCAGCGGCCACCUUGGCAUUACCACCACACAGAGCUAAUGCACGGGAAAUUCCUCCCUUACCUCCCCUGCAGCCAAGACUUUUACACUUUGGCUCCAGAGACUCCUCUGUGGGCCAUUCGCCCGGUGCACUACGGGAAAGAAAUGAUCCGCUUCACCAUAUACUGCAGGAAUGAAAAUUUUGUGGACAUUUUGAAAUUGUAUGAGUUAAUACUGAAAAGACCAAUGUGUCAGAAAAAAGCAGACUUUUGUGUUUUUCCUGUCUAUUCUAACAUGGAAAUAGACAUUCAGUUUUCUUUAAAAAAACUCCCAAAGGGACAAGUUCCGGUGAGGACAGAGUCAGCCGUGCUGGAGUUCAGAGUAAAAGAUGUGGGGCAGCUUGUGCCUCUCUUGCCCAACCCUUGCAGGCCCAUCAGCGAAGGCAGGUGGCAGACAGAAGACCAUGAUGGAAAUACGAUCCUUUUGCAGCAAGCACACAGUUGGUGUAGGAAGUCUGCAAAGCAGAACAAGCAACCAUAUCCAUCUGUGUCAACAGAUUCCCAAUUCACCACUCUGCCAGCCUUUCUUCCUCAGAGCCACCGAUCUGUCUCUGAACAGCCACAAGAAAUGGGUCAAAAAAAGGUACAUCACACGAAUGGCCUUGGUCAUUAUCUUGGUUUCUCCCAGCAGGACUUGAGACAUGGUGAUCAAGGAGACUUCACACGCAGAUCCAGGAGUGCCUCCAGCAUUUCUUGGUCAUUUCAACGAAGCAAGUCUCUGUUCUGCUUGCCCACAGUGAACUCCUCUUCAGCAUCAGAGACAUUUCAUUUCAGUGAACCAUUUCAGUUCUUAAACACUGGGUCACCUACAGCCAGGCUAAAAACAUGGAAAUGCAGCCCCAAGCUUAACAUUGAUGACUUGGAGGGUGCCCAGGAGACUGAUGUGGACACAGGGAUGAAGCUGUCCUUCUCAGAUCUGUCUGUGGUUUCUGCAUACUCUGCUCUUAAUGGAUUUUGCAGUGAGUUGGAAGACUCUCUUCCGUCACAGAAACAAACUGUCUAUGGGGCUAAAAAGGCAGCCACCAGUGGAAGGCCUGUAUCAGCCAUGUGCAAUACUUUUGAGUCAGUUGAUGGUUCACUACCUUCUCUUUCAGAAUGGUCUUCCAGCUCUUUCACAUCAGCAUCUCUCUCCGAGCAACACAAACAGCCCUUGAGAGCAGCUCCCUGUUCUCUGGAUGACCGUGUUUGCCCAGCUUCACCAGUUAAUGAAGAAGAAUUUUACAUCUGA
Poecile atricapillus (Black-capped chickadee) is the source of this 1629-nucleotide messenger RNA. RefSeq names its product family with sequence similarity 124 member A (gene FAM124A). The transcript is spliced from 4 exons. The record is from RefSeq and is a predicted model, not a curated record. The coding region runs from base 1 to 1629 and encodes 542 amino acids. Lineage: Eukaryota; Metazoa; Chordata; Aves; Passeriformes; Paridae.